This is a messenger RNA of Racocetra fulgida, 213 nucleotides long. NCBI's taxonomy places the organism in Eukaryota, Fungi, Glomeromycota, Glomeromycetes, Diversisporales, Gigasporaceae. The record is from the annotation of a GenBank genome assembly.
AAAAGGAAUUAAAUGCAAAAGAACAUUUCAAACAAAUAAAUCAAGCAUAUGAAGACUUAAAAGCUUUGAAAAAUGUCAAGAAAUCAAACUCGCUAUUUAAAGAACGUGAUAAUAAUAAUAGCCCUGCUCCAUCAACAAAUGAAUUGUUAGUUGCAAUUGAUUAUAAAGACGCAAGAAAAAGAACAAAAAAGGCUAUUUGUGAAUUUUACCGAG